Aquila chrysaetos chrysaetos is the source of this 1035-nucleotide messenger RNA. RefSeq names its product mediator complex subunit 9 (gene MED9). Gene Ontology annotation, biological process: regulation of transcription by RNA polymerase II. Gene Ontology annotation, cellular component: mediator complex. NCBI's taxonomy places the organism in Eukaryota, Metazoa, Chordata, Aves, Accipitriformes, Accipitridae. The transcript is spliced from 2 exons. Gene Ontology annotation, molecular function: transcription coregulator activity. The coding region runs from base 49 to 429 and encodes 126 amino acids. The record is from RefSeq and is a predicted model, not a curated record.
GCUCCGUCACUGCGCGGCGCCGCGGUCUCCCUCCGGCCGGGCUCCGCCAUGGCUUCGGGGGUUGCCGCCGCCCGCUCCGCCGAGGAGCCGCCGCCGCCGCCGCCGCCGCCCGAACCUCCCGCCGAGCAGAAGCCGCCGCCGCUGCUGCCGCCGCCGCCGCCCGCCCAGGAGGAGUUCUCCUUCCUGCCGCUCGUCCACGACAUCAUCAAAUGCAUGGACAAGGACAGCCAGGAUGUUCAUCAGGUGCUGAAUGAGCUCAAGAACAAGUUCCAGGAGAUGAGGAAGCUGAUCAGCUCCAUGCCCGGCAUCGGUGUGAGCCCAGAGCAGCAGCAGCAGCAGCUGCAGAACCUGCGGGAGCAGGUCCGGACCAAAAAUGAACUGCUGCAGAAGUACAAGAGCCUUUGCAUGUUUGAAAUCCCCAAGGAGUAGGAAGAGCGCAGGUCUGCUGUCCGCGUCCAAGAUACCUCUUCUUCUGGCUGAACAGGAGAGAAAAAGGUGGCAGAAGUUUACUUUUCUUUCUUCUAUGCUUUUUUGAUCGCCUUGCUCUGAAGUUGUGUCUGUGUGGAUCGCAGGCAUGUGACGCCGAACCAGAACACUGUGUGCUUCACACAUGAUGAUUACAGCAGUACAUUCACUUUCAUCUGCUGUAGGACUGUGCAUUUAUAUAUGCAUCUCUUCUGUUUUUCUCUUGGGGUGGGGUGGUUGGGGUUUUUUUUACAUUCAAGCACGGUGGAGACAUUCUAUUUUCUCCUCACUAAGGGUCAAAGUACCUGCUGGUUAACUUCAACAAGAAAAAGGGGGCACUUUCUGCAUUUUUUUUUUCACUUAAAACUGGGCAAACAUCAAAAGGGAGCGUAAGAGGGAAGGGUGAGCUGUUUGGCCCUGCGCCUGGGAGGAGUCUCUGGGGCACUUUCCAGUCUCUGUGUGUCAAAAGAGGAAUGAUUGCUUUCAAUUACUUCUGUAUUUCUCUCUCUUUUUUUAAACAAGUGAUGGUUGUGUCUGAGAUGAGUCAAGUAAAGACUUAGAAAUUCCAAA